Aegilops tauschii subsp. strangulata is the source of this 1416-nucleotide messenger RNA. RefSeq lists its product as uncharacterized. The record is from RefSeq and is a predicted model, not a curated record. Lineage: Eukaryota; Viridiplantae; Streptophyta; Magnoliopsida; Poales; Poaceae.
AUGGAGGUCGGGGAUUUCGGUCGCUUCGUGCUCUACGCCACCCACGGCACGCAGGCUCAGCCGCCGCCGCCGCCGGUCUUCGUCGACGAUUUCGACACCGGUCCGGAGGCGCGGCUCGACCACAAGGGCUUCCCCAGAGUGUUGUUCCUCUGCGACAUCAACACCCGCUCGGCCACCCGCCUCCCGGACCCCGAGCGCCCCAUCUUCCGCCCAGACCCAGGCAGGGUCGGCCUCCUCGCCACCAGUGCGACGAACUCUAUCAUCCUGCACCUAGAGCACUUGCUCGGCACCAACCAGGCCACCCUCCUCUGCUACAUCUCCGACCACGGCCGUUGGACCGUCCAGGAUCUCUACUGCCCUCCAGGCGCACCAGGCCAGCGGGAGUGGAGGGGAGGGGACGGCGUCAUCAAGUACAUGGAUCUCAUGCUUUGGGUUGAUCUGGCAUGCGGCAUUCUCGCCCUCGACACCAGCGGCCUCCUCCUGCAACGCCGGCCCGAACUGCGGUAUGGGCCGCUCCCUGAUGAAUGCCAGAGUCCAGGCAACAAUGGUCUAGCACGAGAGCGAUGCGUUGGUGUGAGCGAAGGGAUGGUCCGAUUCCUUGAGAUCUCAAAUUAUGAGAGGAUUAGGUUGUGGACACUUGUUGACAUAGGCACAGGGGGCUGGACUCUUGAUCAUCAGCUUGACCUCGAGAACCUCUGGGACGAGGAUGGUUUCAAGGCCAUGGGCCUGCCUAAUGACUGUCCCGCUGUCGCAUUUAUCCACCGUGAGCAUGCCACCAUGGCAUACUUCUUUCAGGAGUCUCAACUAUUCCAUGUUGACAUGAGCACCGGCAAGUUUAUGGAUGUACAGUACUUCAUGAUGAACAACCCGCCGGCUGAUUACCACUCUUCCAGAUUUGUUCGCCCUUGGAAGCUUCCGCAGUCACUCUUCUCAGGGAUAGUUAAUUUGUCUAAUGGUCCAAUCCGGAGAGCAAAAGACAAAGCACCACCUGGGGGUUACCCACUGGAGGGACUUACCGGGCAGGCAUUCAUAGGAUGAAUUGGAGGAACAUGAAGCAGCAAGUGUUAUGGCUAACUGUCUCCUAGGUGGAUUUAGUACUUAAUACAGGUUGCGGAGUGGUCUCAGCGGAUGAUAUGGUCUGUUCUGGUGGCAUGCGUGUUCUGGCAAUCGUGGAGUUCUGCGCACAAAAGCAAACUAGGUUAACAUGUCGUUUUUUUGUCCUGUCAGACACAGACAGUGAUAGCAUGUUGGAACAGUAUCGUCGCUUUAGUUUUCUAUUCCUCCUGGCAUGGAACGCUGAUACUCAGAGUAGUUUUGUCUUGGUUGAUAGUGAUGCUUCCAGACUUUUAAGUGAUCACUUGAAUCUGCUGGGGUGAUAUGAAUCUCUUUGGUGAAUUAUUGCUUCUUCAUUUCCCC